AUGCAUCAACCAAUGGAGUUGAAACAGUUGACUGGCGAGCAGGCCGCCGCACUAGAUGCGGAACUCAUGGGCCCAGACGUUGGCUACUCGCUGCAUCAAUUGAUGGAGCUAGCAGGUCUUGCCGUGGCGCAAGUCGUCGUGCGCCAUUGGGGCGCCGCACAGGCGAAGAAAAAGGUGCUUGUGCUAUGUGGGCCUGGCAAUAACGGCGGCGAUGGCUUGGUUGCUGCACGGCACUUGCGGCUCUUCGGCUAUGACCCUGUGGUCUACUUGCCGCGGCUGUCGGCCAAACAGCCCUUCUACGCACAGCUUGCCAAGCAGCUACACUUCGUCGGUGUCCCAGUGCUCUCCGAGGGCGAUGACUGGCGUGCGCAUCUUGAGCCACGUGACACGCUCUGCGUUGUGGAUGCGCUCUUUGGCUUUUCUUUUCGUCCGCCGCUGCGCGAGCCCUUCGCUAGCAUUGUCGCAGAGCUCAAACGCCAUGAGGAUGACAUCCCAAUUGUCGCUGUCGACAUUCCCAGUGGUUGGGACGUUGACGCAGGACCGCUCACCCCUUCAGACCUUAUGCCACGUGUGCUGAUCUCUCUGACCGCCCCCAAACGCUGCUCCGCGCACAUUGACACUGGUGUUACCACCCAUUAUGUCGGCGGCCGUUUCAUCCCAGAUGCCCUGGCCCGUCGUCAUGGUUUUGAUCCGUUCCCGUACUCUGGCACCGAUCAAAUACUGCGUAUUUGA
Molecule: messenger RNA, 732 nt
Organism: Eremothecium gossypii ATCC 10895
Lineage: Eukaryota; Fungi; Ascomycota; Saccharomycetes; Saccharomycetales; Saccharomycetaceae
Gene: NNR1
Product: NADHX epimerase
Exons: 1
Coding region: 1-732 (243 amino acids)
Cellular component (GO): mitochondrion
Molecular function (GO): NAD(P)HX epimerase activity
Source: RefSeq, marked provisional